Soboliphyme baturini is the source of this 447-nucleotide messenger RNA. The record is from the annotation of a GenBank genome assembly. Lineage: Eukaryota; Metazoa; Nematoda; Enoplea; Dioctophymatida; Soboliphymatidae.
AUGGACGAUGUGGCGGCAGAAGUGUCCCCACCAACGGAGUUGGUGGUCACCACCGACGGCACAUCGGGAAAGCGUAAACGGCUGAAAGUGGUGAUCCCCGAAAGGGUGCGUACUCAGCUACGGAGGCUUAGUGAGAGCCUUGGUGACCCUUCGGAGAUUUCGGAGGAUAUUGACUCUCAUUUGGAUCUCGACUUGUCCGCUCGUACACCUCUUGCCAGUCCAGGCAUAACGAAUUUUCGAAUGAAGUUCACCGGGCGAGAACCAGAAAGUAAGGUGCUGGUGCUUUAUACCGGUGGCACAAUUGGCAUGCAGAGUCACAAUGGAGUGUACGUACCAGAACCCGGUUAUUUGGGCGAAGCGAUACGCGAAGACCCCCACCUGAACGAGGAAAGCUACAUUUAUAGGUUCUUCAAGCACGAGGCCGUUAAGCCCUUCGCUUUGCCGUAA